Messenger RNA from Spirodela intermedia, 2004 nucleotides. Lineage: Eukaryota; Viridiplantae; Streptophyta; Magnoliopsida; Alismatales; Araceae. The record is from the annotation of a GenBank genome assembly.
AUGAGAAGAGCUCGUACGACCGUCGCUGGGGCGGCUCUCUCUUUCUUCCUCGCAGGGAGCUGUGCUUCCUCGCUGCGCGCUCGGUUUCUGCUGUGUUCGUCGCCGCGCUGCCGGUGGCUCUCCUCGUCCUCUGCACCCUCCCCUUUCCCACCGCCCGAAUGGGUGGAUCCCUUCUUCGACCUCUCCGACGUCGCCGCCACCCCCAGCCGCGACCACCGUCAUCCCUCCCCCUGGCUCGCCCGCGUCGCCGCGCUUCUCCGCGAUUCCUCCAGCGUCGAAUCCGCCCUCGACGAUUACUGCCGCCACUUCCUCAUCCGCCUUUCUCCUGCUUUCGUCUCCCAGGCCCUCCGCAACCCGGACCUCCGAGAUCGCCCCGAAAUCGCCCUCCGCUUCUUCCGCUGGGCGGCGCGACAGCGCCAUUAUCGGCAGCACUGCCUCGAGUCGUACGUCGCCCUCGUUGAAAUAUUCUCCUCCUCGCCGCACCCGCCACCCGAACGAGACGCAGUGGUGCGGCAGCUGAUCUCCGAGGUACGUGCGCUGGGCCUUCUUCUGACAUCGCCGGCCUGCGGCUCCCUCAUCAAGUGCCUCGGGGCGAUGGCCAUGGUGGAGGAUCUUCUGUGGGUUUGGCGCCGGAUGAAGGAGAGCGGGGGGGAGGCCUCAGUGUGGACUUACAACUGCCUCCUCGGAGGGCUGGUGAACGCCUCCUUCCUCGACUCGGCCGAGAAGGUGUUCGACGUUAUGCGUUCAGGGGAGAAGCCGGGCAUCCGCCCGGACGUCGUCUCCUACAAUCUCAUGAUCAAGGCCUACUGCAGGGCCGGCGAUACCCGGGCAGCCAUGGAGCUGCUCGCCGAGAUCGAUGAUGCGGGGAAGGGUGGCGGCGGUGCCCACGACGGCGUCGUCUCCCCUGACAAGAUCACCUACAUGAUGCUGAUCCAGGCGCAUUACGCCGACGGCGACUCCGGCGCGUGCCUGCGGCUUUACCACGAGAUGGAGGAGAAGGGUCUGGAGGUGCCGAGCCAUGCCUACAGCCUCGUGAUGGGCGGCCUGUGCAGCGCCGGAAAGCCGUUUGAAGCGACGGCCCUGCUGGAGAGGAUGGCGGAGAGGGGGUGCAGGGCGAACGUGGCCAUCUACACGAUGCUGAUGGACUCCUUCGCCAAGGUCGGCAACGAGCGGCGGGCGAUGGAACUCUUCGAGCGGAUGAAAAAGGAGGGCCUAGAGCCCGACGAGGUGACCCACGGCGUGGUUGUCAACUGCCUCAGCAAGGGCGGGAGGGCGGAGGAGGCGGCGGAGUGGCUCAGGCACUGUAAAGAUCGCGGCGUGCCCGUCAACGCCGUCCUUUACGCCAGCGUGAUCGACGGGCUCGGCAAGGUCGGCAUGGUUGAGACCGCCAUGAAGCUGUUCGACGAAAUGGUGGAGGAGGACGGGCUGCUCCCUGACUCGUUCUGCUACAACGCGCUCAUGGACGCCCUAUGCCGAGCUGGGAGGGUGGACGAGGCCCUCGGGCUCUUGGGCAGGAUGGAGCGCGAGGGCUGCGACCAGACGGUCUACACGUACACCAUCCUCCUCGAAGGGCUGUUCAAGGACCACAGGAACGAGGAGGCUCUCAAGCUGUGGGACGCCAUGCUCGACCGGGGCGUCACCCCCUCGCCGGUCUCCUUCCGGGUCCUCUGCAGGGGCCUCUGCCUCUCCGGGAAGGUAGCGAGCGCCUGCAGGCUGCUGGACGAGCUGGCCCCCAUGGGCGUCGUCCCGGAGACGGCCCACGAGGACAUGAUCGGCGUGCUGUGCCGCGCGGGGCGGGUGGAGCAGGCCUGCAAGCUGGCGGAUGGCGUCGUGGAUAGGGGGCGGGAGGUGCCCGGGAGGGUACGCACCAUCUUCAUUAAUGCUCUGCGGAAGGGGGGGAAGGCGGAGUUAGCCAUCAAACUGAUGCACAGUAAGAUCGGAAUCGGCUACGACAGGGUGGGCAGCAUCAAGAGGCGGGUGAAGUUCCAGUCCCUCCUGAAAUGA